AGAGUAAGUUUUAAGGGGACUGAAAGAGAUACGACUGCCUCCUGAUGCCCCGUGCGUCUCCACAAUGCCCCGCGCGUCUCCGCGGCAGCUGCCGCUGUCUACCCUGCUCCGCCUCCUCUCCUCCCAUCCCUCCCUUUCUCCGGCCAUCCAUGGCACCCUGCUCAAGUCCUCCUCCCUCUCCAGCCUCAUCCCAAUCCCGGCCACUGCCCUCCUCACCUCCUACGCCAACGCAGGGCUCCCGGGCGCUGCGUCCCGCCUGUUCGACGAAAUGCCCGCGCGGGAUGCCGUCGCCUGGAACGCGCUCCUUGCCUGCCUCGUCCGCCACGCGCGCCCCCACGCCGCCGUGGGCGCCUUCUGCGGCAUGGCCGCCGCAGGGUUCCCGCCUACGGCCGCCACCCUCUGCACCAUGCUCAAGGCCUGCGCCGUGUCCCGCGCACUUCUCCCCGGCCGCCAGGUCCACGCACGGAGCGUUGUCUCGUGCCACGGCGAUGUCAUCAUGGUGACGGCGCUUGUUGACCUCUACAUGAGCUGUGGCCUAUUCGAGGACGCCAUGGGAGUGUUCGCGCGGACGGAGUGCCCGAAGGAUGCCGCGCUGUACAACGCUGUUCUUUCAGGCUGCGUGGAGAACGGCCGGUUUAGGGAGGCUUUCUCGAUGCUGAGGAGGACUGAGCUCAAUGGAAUUUCGUUGACAUGCGCCCUCACGGCCUGCUCAGCAACAGCAAACUUGGCGUACGGUAUGCAGGUGCAUUGCAAGGCUCUCCGUUGUGGGUUUGAUUCUGACACCAUCAUGUGCAAUGCGCUUAUUGACAUGUAUGCAAAAUGUGGGAGGACAAUGGUUGCACGUAUAGUGUUUGACCGGAUGGCUGGCAGAACUGUGGUUUCCUGGUCUAGCAUGAUUGACGUAUACUGUCGCCAUGGGCAUGGUGAGGAGGCCUUGGAUUUGUUUAAGCUGAUGGAGAAAGCUGCACCCAUGGUCUUGCCAAACGCCAUUACAUUUCUGGCGGUUCUCUCAGCUUGUGGACACUGUGGUCUUGUGGAUGAAGGUCGGUCCAUGCUACAUUUGAUGAAAAGCAAGUAUGGAAUUGAUCCACAACCAGAGCACUAUGCAUGCUUAAUUGACAUGCUAGGCCGUGCAGGCCAGAUUGACGAGGCCUGGGAUCUAUAUUGUAGUUUAACUUCAAGCCGCAAUGGGCAUUCCAGUGCCAUCUAUGUUGCUAUGUUGAACGCAUGCAGAGCUAAUAUGGAUGUUGUAAGAGGAAAGAAAGUUGCUGUGCGCAUGCUAGAGGUUGACCCACAAAAUCCUGGAAUUCAUGUGUUGAUAUCAAAUUUUCAUGCUGCUAUUAGACAAUGGUCUGAAUCAGAUGAAUCACGGAGGGUUAUAAUGGACAAGGGUCUCAGGAAAGAAGCAGCUAGCAGUUGUGUCUCUGUUGGCUAAAAACUGAUUUUGCAGGAAUUUGUAGUAGAGAUCAAUUGUGUUGCCGUAGUGUGAUUUUUAGGGCCAAUUGUGCUGCCAUAGUGUUUUUUCCCUGCAACAGUCAAAAUUAAUUGAAAUUAGUAGUAAUAUGCCUUAUUGAUGCCAAAUAGUGCAGCGGUAUCUACCUUACCUGUGUUAGAAUAGACCACUAUAACAUUCAUGUUCAUUUGUACGUAUCUUUGGGGACUUUUGUUGCAGUGCUCACUGUUGCACAGUUGGGGAUGAUUAUAGUAUGCCUGAUUUUUAUUCUCUUACUGCAAAGUUACUGUCAUUUACUGCAGUUCCCAGGAUUCUCCUUCUGAAGGCAGAAAUUUCAGAAGUGACACCAAUGAAUCGGAUUCGGAGGAGCCAUCUUCAAUUGGU
Messenger RNA from Phragmites australis (common reed), 1837 nucleotides. RefSeq names its product pentatricopeptide repeat-containing protein At5g66500, mitochondrial-like. The coding region runs from base 65 to 1435 and encodes 456 amino acids. The record is from RefSeq and is a predicted model, not a curated record. Lineage: Eukaryota; Viridiplantae; Streptophyta; Magnoliopsida; Poales; Poaceae. The transcript has 2 exons. Gene Ontology annotation, biological process: RNA modification. Gene Ontology annotation, molecular function: RNA binding; protein binding.